Molecule: messenger RNA, 1911 nt
Organism: Aspergillus melleus
Lineage: Eukaryota; Fungi; Ascomycota; Eurotiomycetes; Eurotiales; Aspergillaceae
Product: sphingomyelin phosphodiesterase
Exons: 2
Coding region: 1-1911 (636 amino acids)
Biological process (GO): sphingomyelin catabolic process
Molecular function (GO): sphingomyelin phosphodiesterase activity
Source: RefSeq, a predicted model, not a curated record
AUGAGACCCGCCUUCUUGCUUGCUGCUCUGGCGUCGAUUGGCGUCCAGGCGAAGACCGAGUCCGACUGGGCCAAAACCAUCUGGGACGAUGUCAAAGAAGCUGUCACCUGUGCCAGCUGCGAAGGUCUUUUGGGCACCCUCAAACUGGUGGCUGGCCUGGGUCAGGAGGCGUUGAUUCGGGUCGUCACGGACGUGUGCAUUAUCAGUGGCGUCGAAGAUGCCGACGUCUGUAAAGGACUUAUCGCCGCGCAAGGUCCGGCCGUGUACUACGUGCUCAAAGAGCUGCACGUCGGCUCGCAAACCUCCAAGACCUUCUGCGCGCACGUUGUCGGCCUCUGCGACUAUCCCCCCGUGCAACCCGACCACCUCGAGCUGCCGCCGGCGCCCUCCACGGCCACUCGGCCUCCUCCCAGCGGUCAGUCGCCCAUCCGCGUCGCCCACAUCAGCGACACGCACGUCGACCAUGCCUACCAGCCGGGCUCCAACGCCUUCUGCUCCAAGCCGCUUUGCUGCCGGUCCUGGACCGACGACGACGCCCCCGGUCACAACGCCGCGCCCUGCGGUCCCCUCGGUGACCCGCACGGCGACUCGCCCGCGCAGCUGGAGGCCAGCAUGAUGGCGGCCGUCGCAGCGCUGGACCCAGCAUUCACGCUCUACACGGGCGACGUGCCGGCCCACGACAUCUGGAUGGUCAACCAAUCCUCCGUGCUGCGCGACCUCAACUCCACCUACGACCGACUCGGCGGAUUGGGCCUCGUCUACGCCGCGCUGGGCAACCACGACGCCGCGCCGCUGAACCUCUUCCCUGCCACGGACAACGGCAUCCCAGCCUCGCACCGACCUCAAUGGGCCUACGACGCCCUGUCGGACGACUGGACGGCGCUCAUGGGCCCCAACUUCACCACCCCGAAGAAGACUCCCCAGGGCUCCUACUCCAUCCUCCACGGCGCCGAAAACAACAACAAGGACGCCGCCCCCCUGCGCAUCAUCUCCUACAACAGCGUCCUCUACUACAAGUACAACUUCUACGCCUACACGGACCCGAUGCCAGCCGACCCCGACGGCCUCCUCGCCUGGCUAAUCGACGAGCUGACGGCCGCCGAGUCCGCCGGCCAGCGCGUCUGGCUCGUAGCGCACAUUCCCCACGGCGGUCCCGACACACUACACGACUACUCCGCGGCGUUCGACCGGGUCGUGAACCGCUUCGCCGAUACCAUCGCCGCGCUGUUCUACGGCCACACCCACACCGACCUCUUCCAGGUUUCGUAUCGCGACUACGCCCCGGGCAAACGAACCGCCCAGUCAGCCUCGGCCAUCGGCUACAUCGCGCCGUCAUUGACGCCGACGUCCGGCCCGCCUGCGUUCCGGAUCUACGAGAUCGACCCCGUGACGUUCGCCGUGCUCGACUAUACAGUCUACAUCGCCGACCUGCCCACCUACGAAUCCACCUCCACAUCUCCCCACGACGAAUCCUCCCAAGCACCCGAACUCCACUGGAAAAAAUACUACUCCGCCAAAGAAACCUACGGCGCGGCACUCUCGCCCCCGAUCACAUCCGCCACAACGGAACUAACGCCGUCAUUCUGGCACAACGUCACAGAAGCCAUGGAGCGCGACGAGGCCGUAUUCCAGGGCUUCUGGGAGCGGACGACGCGCGGGUACAACGUGAGCGAAUGUACGGGGGCGUGCGCGCGGACGGAGAUCUGUGCGUUGCGGGGCGGGGAUGGACGGUAUAAUUGUCGGGUUGGGGGGUUGGGGAUGGACGAGUUGGCGAAGAGGGAGACGGAAGAGAGGGAUGGGAAGAUGAAAAGACCGGGUUGUGAGGAUGAUGGGUUGGGGAGGGUGUUGGGGGAGAUGCUGAGGAGGCCUGGCGUGGAGAGGUUGAUUCGGGAGAGGGCUGGGUUGGAAUGA